AUGAUUGUCCGUUUUAAAACGAAUAUUAAAAUAUUUUUGUUAUUAAAUUUAAUCAAAUACAACGCUUGCGAUGAAAAUGGCCGUUAUUCGAAAAGAGAUUUACAAUUAAUAAAAGAUGUCGCCACAUUGAAUGCCGCCAAAUUUCUCGUUUUCGUACAAAAUGAAAAAAUUUUGAAAUUUGGCGACAUAACGAAAAAUUUUUCCAAUGACGGUUUUUACACGUCGAUAAUCGAUUUGAAAACUCUUGAUGAAUUAUUAAACGAAAUUAACGGAGAAAAAAAUAUUUUAAGAGGGAUAACGAUAUUAUUAAUUAACGGAUCUUAUAAUUUUACAAAUGUUUUUACAAAGAUAAAAUUUCCAGACGCUUUAAUUUUGUUAAAUUUUAAUAAUUCACUUACGGAUAUUGUAAAAUAUCAAAUUCCCAUUAACGUGAGGUUAUUUUUAUUAGAAUCAUAUGAGGAUAAAGUUAUAAUAAAUAAAAUUAAAAAUCCAAAUGUUAACAAAAAACCCAUCGUUAAACUUUAUGGAUUUUGGUUUGCGCCCAAAUCUUAUGGCAUUACACUUGUUGAUAAAUAUGAUAAAAUCGAUUUUGGAAACGUAUCGUUGAAAACAAUGGUUCACGAGUACGACGAAUUUAUUUGUAAAGGUAAAUUAAAACUUUUUGUAUAUAAACUGAGAUGUUUUCAUUCUGAAUUAAUUGGCGUUUUGUCAAAGGAAUUAAAUUUCCGGACGAUGUUGUAUAUAAAAAAUGAAAGGGUGAAAACAUUUUUAGGGGGUUAUUUAAAACCCUUGAAUAUAAAUUUACAAAUAGGAAUAUUAAUAUGGAUUUUAAUAUCGGGAAUAUUAAUUCAAAUAUUUAAAAACGUUCGAGAAAAGAAAAAAAAAUUUCAAAUAACCGUUACAAUAAAAUCUAUAUUGAAAUCAUUGCAAGUUUUUUGCAAUCAAGAUGUGUAUAACAUGCCUACGUGGUGUGCGGAUCGAGUCGUGUACAUGUCGACAUUUUUAUUCGUAUUAUUAAUUUAUCAAGGAUAUUCAGCAAAAUUAAUAUCGUCUUUAACCGUAACCACACCUCACAUACCAUUUAAAACAUUUGAAGAUUUUAUAUCGGAUGGAAGUUACAUGUUGUUGACUUUAACAGAAGGAUAUCAUAAAACUUUUUUCAACAAAUACCUUAAAGUUCUCGGAUUGAGUCAAUUUUUAAAACAAAACGAUUUACCUAAAAAUGCACAAGAAGCCAUUUCUCAAUUAUGUUCUAAUAAAAGUUUGGCUUAUAUUGAAUUUAGAGAAAAUAUAGUAGAACAUAAAUUAUUAUGUGACGUCAUCGAAAUCCCAGAUAUAUUUUCUCAUCAUAUCGGAUUAGGUUUACCUAAAAAUUCAAUUUACGGAAAAUUUAUGAACAAAGCAAUGAGAAGAGAAAUGCUGUCGUACGAAGAUAUUGAUUAUUCUCGUAAAAAUGAUUUUUUAGAAGUUUCAAUAAAACAAAUCAUUUUUCCAUUUUGUAUUCUAACCGUUGGAAUUAUAAUUUCGAUAAUCGUUUUCGUACUCGAAAUAAUAAUAAAAAAAUAUUUCGAUAAAGGAUUCGAUAAAGAUUACGAAAGGGAAUUUUUUAAAAGGGAAAAACAAUUACGGAAAUGGAAAAAUACAAUCACAAUGUGA
Molecule: messenger RNA, 1656 nt
Organism: Pediculus humanus corporis (human body louse)
Lineage: Eukaryota; Metazoa; Arthropoda; Insecta; Psocodea; Pediculidae
Exons: 7
Coding region: 1-1656 (551 amino acids)
Cellular component (GO): membrane
Molecular function (GO): ligand-gated monoatomic ion channel activity
Source: RefSeq, a predicted model, not a curated record